Diachasmimorpha longicaudata is the source of this 4526-nucleotide messenger RNA. RefSeq names its product THO complex subunit 2 (gene tho2). The coding region runs from base 104 to 4393 and encodes 1429 amino acids. The transcript has 13 exons. Gene Ontology annotation, cellular component: THO complex part of transcription export complex. The record is from RefSeq and is a predicted model, not a curated record. Lineage: Eukaryota; Metazoa; Arthropoda; Insecta; Hymenoptera; Braconidae. Gene Ontology annotation, biological process: mRNA export from nucleus; mRNA processing. Gene Ontology annotation, molecular function: mRNA binding.
CUCCAUGAAUCGUAAUGGCGUCAAUAGUGUAACGUGCGUUGUUGAUACGGUUGUGUUUUUUAACAAAUUGAAGAAACAAAUAUCGUGUAAUAACAAAUGAAAUAUGGCGAUUAAUAAAGGGUGGAAUCCUGAUUUAUGGAAAACAUGGGACAAACAUGGAAAGAAUGAUUACCUCAAGAUAAUCAAGCAGAAGUAUAAGGAAGGCGACACUACAGAAUGGAGACGAGGCUUGUACGAAUUGAUCUCAAAUGGAGUCCAAGCGAAUAUAAAGAAAGAAAAUGUGGUAUCUACACUUGGAGAACUUGUCAGCAUCGAUGCAGCCAUACCUUCCACUAUUGUGGAUUUAUUUACCCUGAUAGAUGCAGAAGUGGUGAACGACAACAGAAACAAUUUUUAUUACAUCGUAAAAGAAAGCGAAAAGUUUUUAACAGAUAGGAUACUCAAAGAACGACUGGAAAUUGACACUCUACAGGACAUUGGCAUUCUUAAAAAUCGAAACUUUAACACCAAGUUCGUCAAAGUGAAGACAAAACUUUUUUACAAACAACGGAAGUUUAAUCUGUUUCGAGAGGAGAGUGAGGGGUAUUCGAAACUGAUAGUUGAAUUGAAUCAGGAGAGGCCUGCCAGUGAAGUUUCAAAUACUUUAGAAAUUGUCAAAUCGCUCAUAGGUUACUUCAACCUCGACCCCAACAGAGUCCUCGAUAUAGUUCUCGAGACCUUCGAGAACCGCCCGCAGGAUGAUGCCCUCUUCAUUCCCCUGAUAAAAUCCUACAUGUGUGACGAACAAGUCCUCUGCGAAGUCCUGGGUUUCAAGUACCGUUCAACCGUAGAUUCUACUCCUUUCUCCCUGCAGAAGCUCACAGCCCUGAUGCUGCAGCACAAAGUCAUACAUCUAGACAAUAUUCUCCCCUGGUUGGUUCCCGACGACAAGACUAUCAUCAAGGAUCACGAACAGUCGAUGCGUUCAGCAAAGGAAUACGUUCGAAAAAUGAGCAUAAUUUCGACGAAAGAUCGUGAGGAAGUGGUAGAUGAGCGAGAACCAGCACAGGACAAAUACUCAGGUAAUCAGAAAUUUGGUUUGUGCGAAGCACUGCUGGAGAUAGGUGCCUGGGAGGUAGCCCAGGGUCUCUUCAGUCGUCUUCCAGACCACAGCCUUACAGACCAGAAGCCAAUAGCCCUAGCCCUUUGCCGAAUGGUCCACUCAAUAGUGGAACCUGUCUACCGCAAACACUGUACAGUAUCUCCAAAGCUACCAGGCAGGAAGAUACCGCCGCUCAACAAUCCCCUUGCUCCAAAGCCGAUGAACGAUCUCAACGACAUUCACGACCAGCUCUUGCCAAUGUUGAUUAUCCUGGGACUAAAUUUACAUCACGAUCCUAUUCUGAUGUAUAAAAUAAUGAGAAUUUGUCAGGUUGCCAUUAAACAACAUCCCCUGGACUCUAACAAACAGCCAAUCGACAAGAGCAACACCAUUUAUUACGAUAUUCUCACAAUUCUGGAUGUCGUGCUACUACCCUCCCUCUCAUUUAUGGACUGCAAUUGCUGCGUUGCUGAGGAAAUGUGGAACAUUCUCAAAUACUAUCCUUAUCAGAAUCGUUAUUGUCUCUAUGCCAGGUGGAAGAACGAUACUCCCAUACAGCAUGCUGCAUUGCUUCGUAAACGAGCUGAUGUGCAAAAGAAAAUCAAGUCUAUCAUGAAGAGAGUGAGCAAGGAGACCAUCAAGCCUGUUGGAAGGACCAUUGGCAAGCUCACGCACUCCUCUCCUGGAGUGCUGUUUGAUUACAUUCUUAUUCAAAUUCAACUUUAUGAAAAUCUCAUUGGACCUGUUGUUGACUCGCUCAAGUAUUUGACCAGCAUAUCCUACGAUGUUCUUGGGUACUGUCUGGUGGAGGCACUGGCUGGGGCUGAUCGUGAUAGGCUGAAGCACGAUGGAAACAGUAUAUCUCAGUGGCUCCAAUCAUUGGCGUCGUUCUGUGGAGCAAUUUUCAAGAAAUAUAAUAUUGAGCUGACAGGACUUCUUCAGUAUGUGGCUAAUCAACUGAAGGCACAGAAAAGUCUCGAUCUAUUGAUACUUAAGGAGAUUGUACAAAAAAUGGCUGGGGUCGAGGCUGCUGAGGAGAUGACUGCUGAUCAACUUGAUGCUAUGGCUGGUGGAGAUCUCUUGAAAACUGAGGCUGGCUACUUCAGUCAAGUUAGAAACACAAAAAAAUCUUCUCAACGUUUGAAAGAAGCGCUGGCAGAGAACGACCUGGCAGUGGCACUUUGCCUCCUAAUGGCCCAGCAGAAACACUGCGUGGUUUACCGAGAGACCGACAAAUCCCACCUGAAGUUGGUGGGGAAGCUGUACGAUCAGUGUCAAGACACCCUCGUUCAGUUCGGCACAUUUUUAGGCCAAACGAUGACAGUACACGAAUAUGUUGAACGUCUCCCAGGGAUGCACAACAUGCUCCAAGACAAUCACAUUCAUGCAGACGUUGCUUUCUUCCUCGCAAGACCGAUGUUUACCCACGCCAUAAACAUAAAGUACGACGCCCUUCGUAAAGUAGAUCCCAACUACAAGAGAAUGUCAGCUUCAAUGAAACAAGCCAAAUGGGCAGAGGCAGCACAAUCAGUGAUGGCACCAGUGGCUCUAUCAGUUCGUCCCCUUCAUCCGCCCAAGGUCUGGGAGGAUAUAUCCCCUCAGUUUCUAGUGACCUUUUGGUCUCUGUCAAUGUCUGAUCUCUUCACACCAGUCGACAGCUAUCAAAGGGAGAUGAACAGACUAAAACAAUUGGCAGGACAGGCUGCUGAUUCCAAAGACAUGAAUGCCAGCAAAGGCAAGAAAGAGCAGGAGCGUUAUACAACUCUGAUUGACAAGCUCCAGGAUGAAAAGAAGAAACAGGAGGAGCACGUUGAGAAGGUACUGGCAUAUCUGAGACAAGAGAAGGAUUCGUGGUUCCUCUCUAGGAGUCCAAAAUCAGCCAAGAACGAGACAAUCACUCAGUUCCUUCAACUCUGCCUCUUCCCAAGGUGUACAUUCACUGCUGUCGAUGCAAUGUACUGCGCCAAAUUUGUUCAUACAAUUCACUCCUUGAAGACCGCCAAUUUCUCAACUCUCCUCUGCUACGAUCGACUCUUUUGUGAUAUUACUUACUCGGUUACCUCUUGCACUGAGAAUGAGGCCAAUCGUUAUGGAAGAUUUCUCUGUGCAAUGUUGGAGACUGUUAUGAGGUGGCACUCGGAAAAAGCUAUUUUUGACAAAGAGUGUAGUAAUUAUCCGGGUUUUGUUACCAAAUUCAAGGUCAGUAAUCAAUUCUCCGAGGCUAAUGACAUGGUGGGAUUUGAAAAUUAUCGACAUGUGUGCCACAAGUGGCAUUAUAAAAUUACAAAGGCUAUUGUUGUGUGCCUCGACUCCAAGGAUUACGUUCAGAUCAGAAACUCUUUCAUCAUUUUGAUCAAGAUUCUUCCACAAUUUCCAGUUAUUGCUAAACUCUCCGGAAUUCUUGAGAGAAAAGUUGAGAAGGUGAGGGAGGAGGAGAAGGGACAGAGGCAGGAUCUCCAUGUACUGGCAACUUCGUACAGUGGACAGUUGAAAGCUAAGACUCCACACAUGAUCAAGGAAGCUGAAUUUCAUCAUGUUAAUGAGAGAACUGCUAAGGCCCAAGAGAGUACUAAUAAUGAUACCAGUGAAAAAUUCAGCAAUGGAAUCAGCUCGAAGGAGGGGGUCAGCAAUGGAGAGAGCAGGGAAAAGGAGAAAGAUACCAAGGAGGUCAGGGAGAAGAGGUCUACCAAUAACACUGGUAAUCAUGAAGUCGUGGAAAAGGUCAGGAAGAAGGAGGAGAGCAAGGAUGUUGGUGAGAUUAAGGAGAAACAUGUCAAGAAAGAGGAGAAACCGAGUGAAAAGGAUGAUGAGGGUGGUGACAAGAAGGAGAGGAAAUCCAAGGAGGAGAACUAUUAUGGGAGUGGAGUUGAUCAUUUGGAUAGGGACUUGUCUAGUGUCUCAAAUAGUAGUGCUAGCAGCUCGGGACAGAAUCAGGAGACUGAUAGAGAGCCCAAGAGAAGAAAAGUAGAAAGCAUUCCUAAAGAAAGCAGACGUGCUGAGGCUACGAGUGAAAAGAAAGAAAGAUCGGCUAAGACUAAAAUCAGAGAUGAACAGAAAGAACUCAGACGGGAGAAAAAACUCGGUCGUAAAAGGGAUCGAGCUGAGGAGGUCGUCGCCGCAACGGAGCAAAAGCGAAGGAAAGACGAUGAUCGGGCAAAAAAUACCCACCAAAAUGGUGACGUCCCUGAGCAUAGAGAAAAGCACCACUAUAGCAAGGAAAAGUCGCCGUACACGAAAGAGAGGACACACGAGCGUGAGGGGCGUGAAGGCAGAGACAAACACAGACGGAGUUCAGAUCCCAAACGAAGAUGAUGUAAACCAACAGACGAAGUUUGACUUACAUUUUAUAUUCCCACGUUUGAAUGUUGUAUGUAAUAACAGCAAAAACUUUCAAAGGAAAUAAUAAUAAUAAUGAUAGAAGUAAUAAAAUCUCAAUAGUAAAUAA